This is a messenger RNA of Porites lobata, 9711 nucleotides long. The record is from the annotation of a GenBank genome assembly. Lineage: Eukaryota; Metazoa; Cnidaria; Anthozoa; Scleractinia; Poritidae.
AUGCUGUACAAGGUUGUGGAUGACAUUCUGAAACGUGACCAUUCAGAUGAGUCAGCGCAACUGAACUACCUUCCUGUAAGUAAUACAUUUUUUGCUGGGCAAGGAGUUCAACUUUAGAGUCUGCGGAUGGCAUUUAAAGUUCUAAUAUGUGUUGCACAUCUUUAGCUGUACCGCUUUCAACCGUUCAACUGUUUAUUGAUUAUAGUAAAUUUUACAGAAAGCAAUAUCCACUGCCCGCAGUUAACAGAUUUAAGCUACAAUUGUAGUCGAGGCGAACUGUGGUUACACGUAUGUCAUAUAUAUAUAUAUAUAUAUAUAUAUAUAUACAAAUAGCUCACAAGAAAGGCUAGAGUAAAACAGUAAAAUAUGUGAAAUAAAUUAAUAAAAAUAAAUUCAACUCAGUUAAGUUUACAAUCAUGUACAUUGCAAAUAUAAAGAAGCCAAGUUUUCAUGAACUGUUUGUUAUUAAGGCGGGUAAAUCAAUAUUAAUAAUCAUUUUCUUCUAAAAGUAUUCGGAGUAAAGUGUCGUGGACAUUGAUUUUAAAGUUAUUUUUGGACAUUUGACACAUUUCACAAGGUAAACUAUUCCAGAUUUUUACCACAUCCUGAAAAAGACUUUGUUUGUUUGUCUAGCUAUCUUUCAGUGUUUAACAUAAUAGUCACCUCUUGAAGGUGAUCUUGUAUUAUAUGGAUGAAUAUUAGAUUGGGAAGCAAGUUAGAUAUGUUAGUAGGUGUUAAGCUGUUAGAAUUAUCAUGGCUUAGAAUAGCAACGGAUUUAAAGUAGAGUAGAUCUAAGGGAAUAAAGCUAGAGGCGAUGAAAUAAGGUUAAAUAAGGUACUGCAUGAGAAUUGUAGUAACCAAAGAACAUGAGGCGGAGGGCGCGUUUUUGAAGAAAAAGAAUUUUGUUUUUGUAAGUUUUAGCAUCUUGGCCCCAAGCGACUGUGCCAUACAAUAAGUAGGGCUGGAUAAGAGAUAUGUAUAUGUGAUGUAAAGUUUUCAGGGGUACAAAGUGUCUAAGGCUGGCAAUAAUGCUAAUGUUUUACUUUUUUUUGGAGCGAUGUGGGCGAUAUGGUAUUUCCGUCAUUCAGUUCUGAGACUGCUCCAGUCAGGUCAAGUUGGGACAGUUCGUUUAGGGAUUUUGUCUCUGGAUAAUUAAAGAAGUCACGGAACAGCAUUUUUUUUACUUUAGAGGUAAUUUGAAGAUUUAAGAAUACAGAAUUGAGAAAAGUGAUCAGUUAACUGAGAUUAUAUUACCGCUUGUUAUGUUAUCUUCUAGAUUGCUAGCUAAUAUGUUGUCAAUAUGUGAAUAUGAGUUAUGAUGUACUCUCGUUGGUUUUUAAUUGUCAAUUGUUGGGGUUAAGUUGAAGCUUUGGAAGGAUAAGAUAAAGUUUUGCGCGUAUUUGCAAACAUGAAAGCGAAGGAGAUAGGAGAUUAAUAUCAAAAUCCCCUUCAAAAAGAUCCCUGCUUGCCAGAGGCGCUGAGUUUUUCGUUUGUUCGAUCAAAAUAUUCCUGAAAACGCUCUGGGGAAUUAUGCUGCCUAUAAACAACUCGGCAUAUUAUAUUUGCAUGUUUGGGUGGGUGUAACUCAACCCAAAGGGCCUGAAAAGCCUCAUUAUAACAUUUUCGAUAAUUGUGUAUUUAAGAUUCUCAUCCAUAUACGUGCGAACACUCCAGCCGAAAGAGGUGUUGGCACAUGUUCGAAGUUAUAGUGGGGUAUAUCAGGAUAAAAAACCAGAUUAUUACACGCAUUUUUUAUUCUAGUUUCUGUGAUACCUAAAAUAUUGAAGCAAAAACUAAUUUCAUCUAAUAGAUGGGUUUGGAAAUUUUCCAUAUUACGUUUUAAGCUUCGGAUGUAAAGUAUGAAAAAAUGAAAAACUAGAAUUUGAAUAAGAAGACAUAUUUAAAUGUACCUAGCGGUCGGAAUAUAGGCGCUGAGGUCGUCAGAUUUCUUGCCCAAAAACACUAUUUAGAGUGAAUAAAUCUAGAUCGUGAAAGCUUGGUAAGCGAUCAAGAUAUUUUUUGGUGGGAACACAAGCAUGGAGACUGUUAUUGAGCUGACCAUGAGAGGAUAUGAGAUCGCAAGAAUAAUAAGGGAGCUCUCGUAGGAGAGCUUUGUUUACCGUUUGAUUCACAGCUUAUCGUAGUCCUUAAAUAUAAUCUCUUAACUUGUUUAUCCGUGGCGGGCAGCAAAAUUGUCCUUGUCCAGUUAUUAAGCAGAAAGUAAUUUAAAAGUAGUUUAGUAUUAAAGCUGAUUUUAGGCCUUCAUGUUAUUAAACCUGGAUUAGAAGGUUUACAAAAUAGAAGGCAUUGAAUCAGCAUUGAUUUUGGUGGUCUGGACACAAGCCUAUCAGAUCAUAAUAUAAUCGCUGCGAUCGCUGAGUUUUCCGUUCAGUUAACAAUCCACAAUAUUUAUGAGACGAUCAGUAAUGUAGCUGUAGGUAGAGAGAAUAUCAAGGGAUAGAAACUAGCGGGAUUAAGCCAUGUCUGCGAGCACAGUAAUACUAGCUCCCCUAAAUAACAGUAAUAUGUAUAGUUACAUACAAUGGCGCUGUUUAUUUUUAAAAGGGUGUAUACAUAGCUAUGCUUUAUUCAAAGAGGUCAAGGUUUACAUUGGUGUUGUUUAUCGCGUACAGUGCUGCGGCGCUUAAAGUGCACACCCCCUACAAAAAUUCUGGCCCUAAAUGACCACUAAAGAAAUGAGCCGUUUUUAUAAGUUGGUGGAUAAAUCUUCAGGCUUCUUUACGCAAUUGCAUACAUUCCGUUCACUGCGACGAUCAAUUCUUCAUUCGCAUUUUCGGUUCUGUUUAUUACGCUGUGUUAAGUUCUACUGUUUUGACGUUUGAUCAGCCGUUAAGGAGAUUCUUAAAGGCAACUCUGAUCUCUAGUUGUAUAUACAUCGCUUUUUGACAAAAUGUGCACUGUGCUCUUGAAGAUUUUUUAUUAAACCCGAGUAAAACAGGAAGGUCUUGCAGCUUUUCACGGAGGAAAAUUUCAAGAAAAAACUCGGGGACCAGGGUACGCAAAAAUUGGUGCAGUAGAAUCCUUUUCCGUUUAAUUUAUCACUGGAGACUAGGAAAUCCGAUUACUAAACUCCCACCUUGAAAUGAUGCGUGGAAAAUUUUCAAAAAUUCCUGUUAUUUUCGAUGUCGGAAAAGAUUUUUGACUGCUGGAAGCAAGUUUUAUUUAAGCCGGUACUGCUUUUUCAGCAGAUGCAAAAAGGAAGUGGACCGUCUACUUUGAGUUCCUUGGUUAGCAUCAGAUUCCUGCUUCCUAUUCAGUUGUGUUCCCUAGUUUAUCUCGUAAGCAGAUGCAGAUUUGCCCUCAGAUUAUUUAUAAGGACAAGCACGUUUGUAGAAACAUCAGGCUGGCAGGAAAUCUAAAUGUUUUUUCCUCUGGCUUACUUAGACCUUCAAAUGUUUUUGCGCGGGGUCAAGAAGACAUCUCUCUCCCGUAGCGUCCGGCCUGGAGAAACCACUGCUCGCAGGGUAGAAGACAUCCUUCUACACCAAUAUUUUGAUAUGCAACAUAUCUGCAACAUAUCAUACUCGAUCUUCUGUAGUCUAUGGGGUGCGCUGUUUUACUUCUUCUUAGGCUGGGACUAAGCAACUAAUAUUCCGGGCCAUGCCAAACCAAGUGUCUUCAAAGUUAUGUUAAGUCUCUGAUAUGAAUUUCUUGGUCUGGUAACUACAUGGCAAGUAUAACUAGACAUUACCAACCUGACUUGGAAUAAAAAUACCAAAAUUCAUAAAAGGACAAGAAUCACGCGCAAACGUUUUAUCUUUUAAUGUAUUUUAUCUUGUAACUUUGGCUUGUUUUUUCUGUAAUUCUUAUUUAUCCACAUAGUUUAUUUAGUUUCUUUACAAUAUUAUCUGUUAUGACUGCUGUAGCCUUUCCUCUCCGCCCGCCUCGUCUAGCGUUUGCUUUUUGCGGGCGGAGAUGGCAAAAUGAUGUGUAUGAAAUAAAGUAUAGCAUGUGUGUGUUGUACUAAUAUCAAUCUUAUUAAGGCGAAGAACUGCUGAAAAUUUAAAUCAUUGGGUGUUUUGAAAGAAAGGCGGUAAGAAACUUUAGCGCAGUCUAGCUCUCCAAAACAAAGGCAUAAUUUAGCCAUGAUAGAAGCAAAUAACAAAAACUAAAAUGGGCAUUAAUUAAAUUUCUUAUUCGACUUUAUCCCUCAAAUAUUUUUUUCUGUUUCUCCCUUUUCGGAUGUGUGCUUUCGUGCCAGUCCUUCGCAGUUUCUCAGUCUAUUGUACCGAACGGUGCGCUGUGUCGAAAUGGACAUUGUGGAGUGAGUUUACAAGAUACGGAAACACGUCCUGGGGAUAAAAGAGUUAAAAAAAAAAAAAAAAAUUGUUUUCUGUUCGCUUCUCGAAAUGUUUACAUUAAAUGGCUCAAUGCGUGUUUGUGCGGUAUUUUAUUUGUACAGUAAUAUUAUACGGAAAUCCAGAAUAGACUUUGUUCUAUAGACUUUCCGGCCAUCAGCCACAACUGACUUCCCAUGAGAGGUUUUAGGAGCUAUUUAACCUCUAUGUUUAGCUUACGGCUUCCUAAUAUGCGACAACUAGACUUCGUCUCAGAAGGUCGGCUAUCAUAAUCAAUAUAAAUAGAGUGGCCCCGUCUCAAGUAUUCAUUGUUAUAAUGACCCUAGCCCUGAGGGGAACUGGUAACAAUGGACUUCCUAAAACGUGUAUUUUCACGUUGCUAAGACAAGGAAUUUUAAUGACACCCGAACUGAGAAAAUAAAUUCAAAAUCUACUGCUGCUGCACGUUACUAAGGCAAGGAAUUUUAAUGACACCCGAAAUGAGACAAUAAAUUUAAAAUGUGCUGCUGCAAACACAUUAUAGUGCUAAACGGAUAAAGCGCGCGCGAUAAAGCCCGAUUGUUUGAAUGGGGAAGUGUGUUUCUCAUUUACAAACAUUUGAUUAGUGGUAUGAUUUACUUAAAGGCCGUAUAAUGAGUAUGACCUUGACCGUACCAACUGAUCAAUGUCAGCCUCACUAUCGUUUGCGUUGUAAUUUUUGAAAUAGAUUUGUAAACAGUUUUUAAAAAAUGUUACCAUCAGUAUCUUUAUCGGUCACUUUACAAGCAACUACAGCUAGGUUUUUUAUUCCUUCUUCCAGAUUCUUAAGCACGAUUUAAAAAUGUCUGCAACAAGCACAAAUUAAAAAAAUUCUGUAAUUAAGUCAAAGGGGCUUGCAAGGGCUUUGUCACGCUAAUUCCUAUCUUUAACUUUUUAAACGAGUCUUCGCAUCAAUCAAAUUCCGAAAAUUUGCAGUUAUGUUAUUGAUGACUAUAUUUAGGCAUCGAAACUCGUUUCUGUCGUCUGUUGCUACGGAUAGCAAUUAGGAAGUGGUCCAACGUUUCCAGGCACGUUUUAAUACUACGCAAAAAUCUUCAAAAUAAUUGUUAUGGUCCGUGCUCCCUGACAUUUUUAUUCCCUAAGCAACCAUUUUGCCCUAAAUGAAAAUUAAGUGUUACGUUGGCUUAGGGAAGGGUGUGUGGGCAGUUCCCCAGAAACGUAUGAUGGUUCAUUUGUUUCAUAUCUUCGUCAUAACCACAAAGGAGCAUUUUUUGUGUGGGUAAAGGUGCUAAGUAAUCAGAAUUGAAGUAAACAGCAAUAUCUUCGUGCCACUUUUUUUUUGUUCGAAAGUAGCAAUGACAUUAAUUCAAGGGCACUUAGAGAUAAACAUGUAGGACCAUUUUUAAAAUUGCCCGUAACGCGGACACUUAGUAUUUUUCUUCAGCUCGUGAUUUACAAGCUUUUCGAGUGUUCUCCCAACGUAACAAGUGGGUUAUCACGACGGUAAACCCAUAGAAAGUGUGGUCUGUUGCUUUUAUAAAAUAACUUGUAGUAAAAGUAUGAGUUUACCGGCACAAUAAACCAUAGGUUUUUAACCAAUCAGAACGCGCGUAUUAUCUUAGUUAUUUUAUAAAUAGUUAUAAACAAUGAAAGGGGGCUAGGUCACGCGAAUAUUGCUGUAAAGUUUUAUGUCAAUUCUGUGCUGAAGUUAUUGUUUACACCCAUAAACAAAAUCAGUGGCUAAAUGCACUUUGAGAGACGUGAAGAAGGUAUAGAUAUCAAACAAAUUUCAUCAGUGAGUCCCAUGAUCCUUGUCACCUGUAGCCACAGACCAGGGGAAAACGUUUCUUUGUUUGAGUAUAGUCUUACAUAACAAAACUGGACCAAUUAUUUGGAAUUUAAUUCAUGUGAGACUUAAAAGAUAGCCAAAAGCGUGUCGUUGCCCCUAUUAAGGAACGACAUGCGUUGUCUAGAAAACUUUCCUCAACACAUCCCACACACUUCCAGUGCCAAUUGAAAAAAAAGUUGGAUCUUCUAUCGUAUAUCUUUUGUCUCUAGUACGACGCACGGUUCUAUUCUUUGAUAUCUAAUAUAAGACACGUGUUAUCUUAAGAAACGCGAUUGUUAAUCGAUUUUGAAAAACACCCUGAGGCUGCAUAGUCAAGCGAAACAGUUGAAAGCUACAGAGAAAGCCGUAAGUUCGUCUGGUUAUCAAGUUCAUUCGCAAACUUUUAACGUGAUUAUUAUUGCUAGAAAAAAAAAGAUGAUUAAAGUGGUCAAUUGAGCUGUUACUGUAAUUGGGGCUAGAAAUUGAGGAGGAGUUAAAAAUACUAACCCUUAACGGGUAAUAAAGAAAUUAAAAUUUUCGAAACAUUAACGCCGGUUGCCAUAGUAAAAAAAAUUGUACUAACCAAAAUGCUGAGUUAUGAAUCGCCAGAAUAUAAAAUUAGUAUACUUUUGCAACGAUCCCUGUGCUUUUUUCUUUACAAAUGUUGCCCUUCAGUAGUAUUGUCUUUUAUUGAUUAUGAGCGACAUUAAAAUGUAUUUAAAUUAUUUUGAUCCAACGUAUUUUUUGAAAAUAUUAAUAAUGAUAGAAAAUUAUAAAACAUUUUAGUAUUAAUGCUCUCUUAUUUAUCUUGAGAGGAUGUUAUAACACAGUAGAAUGCUUGCGAUUGGACAAUUAAACAACAAAAAAUAAAGGAACUCAAUUCUUUCAAAAAUUGUCAUCCGGAACUCUUAGAACUUCCCUGCUUUGUUUUCUUCCUAUGAUUAACAUAAAGUUCUUCCGUUCUGCUUUUUAUAGUUGUCACGAAAUAACCAGACACUAUGUCACGCUAUUGACGUCAACUUAACAUACUUUACGUUGUAUCAAAAUGCAAACAGCUUUUAGCUUUGUAGAUUUUUUUACCCGUGUAAUGCGAAAUUUGGUGCCGCUCAAUAAUAAAACGAAUAAAACACAAUUUUUAUCAGCAGCAUCAUACUUGACUUGAUAAAAUCAUGGAUGAUAUAGCAUCAUUCAUAACCGAGUCCGGUCGGUCGAAUGCGUAUUAGCAAGAUACAUAAAAAGUUUCCUUCCUUCUAGGCUUCUUCUACAUGUUAAACUCUCUGUUUUCGGUUCAAAAGAUUCUAGCUACAAGUAUAAAAGGAAUAAAAGUUACAAGUAAUGGUUUGAUAAGGAGUGUUUCGAUCGAAGGAUCUAGGUAUUGCCAGUCAUGUACAAGUUUACUUAGCGUGACAAAAUAGUAUGCUAACGUCAUCCCUCUUCGUAAACAGGAUGACAAUUAGAACUUCCUGUCUGACAAAAAGAUGAAUAUAAAAGGGCAUCUUGCAGAUCAAAAAUUUCAAAUUGCAAUUAUCGAAGUUUGUGAAGUUUGCAUAGUGAAGAAGGACUUACUAGCGACCGAAGACACCAUGGUCACUUCAAUGACAACAUACGGACGAGGUACUUAUUAACUUCUUACUUUUCCAAUAAUGUUUAUAUUUUAUGCCCUACCCACCUAGUAAUUGCAGCCGGGAUAGGGACAUUCCCCUGGCAAGAACAAGAGCCGACAGUUUUCUAAGAGAAUUAUUAACCCAGUGAUACGGUUCCGUAGCCUAUGAGGCCUGACAUAGCACCGGUCGGACGCAUUUCUUACCUUUGCAUUUAAAAACAUUAUCAAAUUCCCAUGUAAUGAUUGCAACAGUUUGUAGAAAAUUUACUUACAUUUUGAAAGGUUCCGCUACAUAACACAUCUAUAUGUAAUGUGUUUGCAAAAACAUGUUACAUGAAUUAGGCCGGAUAGCUUGUAGGGAGCACAGAACAACUCUGAACUGAUUCUAAAUCGCACAUAAACUGCUCCACACCGCUCUUCGAGCAGUUUUAUUCUGCUUAUAAAUUAAGGCAGUGUGAAUGAGUGGGUGCCUUGAAAAUCGUGACUAUCAUAGGAAACUGCUCUCUUCCGGCGGUGGCGAUUGGGCGAUUAGAACACUGAAAAUAGAUUCAAAAAAGAGAUAUUCUGUUGUUUUGAUGGGUAUUUUGAAAAGUAAAUCCGAAUUUAUACGAAGUUAAAGUACAGUUAUAAAGCCGCAACUGAGGCACUAUUAGAGAACCGACCGAGUUACCUUAAGCUUAAAACUUGACAUUGAGAGCAAAUCCUCACAGUAAAACGUUCUAUUUGAUCUUAGUUGAAGCAGCUCAAGAAACAGAAAAAUCCAAUCCCCAGCAGCCGAACGAGUUUUAUAGUCUGUGCGAAGACAAGGAUCAACCAAGUCCUGGCGCUAAAGAGCCUCGCUACAAGAACAUCGUGCAUCUGUGGGAGUAUCUCCUGGAGCUACUGGCAGAAGAUAGCUGCCGCUCAUUGAUAACUUGGAGUAACAAGGAACGCGGAGAGUUUAAACUGAAAAACCCUGGCGAGGUGGCGAAGAGAUGGGGACUCCUGAAAAGAAAGAGGGGAAUGAAUUAUGAGAAAUUGAGCAGAGCCUUGAGAUAUUACUACCAACAAGGAAUAAUUAAGAAGGUGAAUUUCAUUCUUUAAAUGUUUGAACCUUUUUUCUUUCUUUUUUUGGGUAAUAUAAUGAAAUGAUGAAUAAUGAAACACUGUUCUUCAAUCGAUGAGCCUCUCAAGUGACGUAUACUCUUAAGGCUUUCCUGGUGUCAGUUAAAUCUUGAAUCUUAUUUCGUUGCUUGAGUUUGAAACAACAAAGAUCCUUCCUGAACAGAGAUUCAAUUCAAUAAAGGUUUGUUACUUCAACAUCGUGCACAAAAUGUUGAUAAUUCACACUCAAACAAUCUUUACCUUCAAUCAAGAUUAUCGACGAGGGAUCAAUACCAAAAUGAGAUACAAAACUUGAUAAUGAAACUGAAACAUUUUAGAGAUCUUUUGAUUAGUUAGAUAAAGGUUUUAAAUGGACAUCUUCCGUUUACAUAUUGGCUUGUUAUUAAUCAUUUUUUCAACUUGUUUUUAUUCAGGUCCCUGGGCAAAGGUUGGUGUACAAAUUUAACAAGCUCCCUUACAAAUAUGAACCUGGUGUGACUAGAGCCACGCGUCACGCAAGCAAGAUAAGUGCAAGUAUACACGAAGAACAAGAGCAAAGGCUAGUCACACCACCAUCUCCCACGCUAGUCACGCCACCAUCUCCCUCGAAACCCAGUACUUUCGAGGAAAAGCCUUCUUCUCCUUUCUCCCCAACCACCGUUCCCUUCGGAAAAAGUUGGUCCUGGCCAGUGGUUCACGUUCCAAGGUGCCCUUUGUGCUCUUGUCCAAGCAACAUUCCACUACUUUGCUCUACCGGAAGUGGAAGCAGUCGAAGUAGAAUUAUCUUCCCUUCAGUCAAUCAAAUCACGCCGUCGUGGCCAAUUCCUGUUAUUUUUAAGCCAAAUGAGCCACUUUCUGCUGUUUAUGAGCCCAGCUGUCCUCCUACCUGGAAAAUGUAG